AUGUCAGAAGCGUCUGCAGAUGAACGCCUGACGGCAGGGAUGCAGGUGUUUAUGGAGUGUCUGGCAAAAGCCGGUACGCAGGUGGAAAAACUCGAUAAAGCGCUGAUUGACCAUCAUAUUGCAGAGCUUGAUUAUCAGAUCAGCCGUCAGCUGGAUGCUGUGCUUCAUCAUCCGGAAUUUCAGAAAGUUGAAUCCCUGUGGCGGGGCGUGAAGUCUCUGGUGGAUAAAACGGACUUCCGCCGUAAUGUGAAAAUUGAGCUGCUGGAUCUGUCCAAAGACGAUCUGCGUCAGGAUUUUGAGGAUGCGCCGGAAAUUAUUCAGAGCGGUCUUUAUCUGCAGACCUAUGUGGCUGAGUAUGACACGCCGGGUGGUGAGCCCAUUGCCGCCCUGGUUUCGGCCUGGGAGUUUGAUGCAUCUGCACAGGACGUGGCACUGCUGAAAAAUAUUUCCCGGGUGGCGGCAUCCGCGCAUAUGCCGUUUAUUGGUUCAGUUGGCCCGGCGUUCUUCCAGAAAGAAACCAUGGAAGAAGUGGCUGCCAUCAAGGAUAUUGGCAACCACUUUGAACGUGCCGAGUACAUCAAGUGGAAUGCUUUCCGUGAGACGGACGAUGCCCGCUAUAUUGGUCUGGUGAUGCCCCGUGUACUGGGACGCCUGCCGUAUGGCCCGGAUACCGUACCUGUCCGCAGCUUUAACUAUGUUGAAGAGGUGAAAGGACCGGAUCACCAUAAAUAUCUCUGGACGAACGCGUCUUUUGCCUUUGCCGCCAACAUGGUGCGUAGUUUUGUCACCAAUGGCUGGUGUGUUCAGAUCCGCGGGCCUCAGGCCGGUGGUGCGGUGCAGGAUUUGCCAAUCCAUCUGUAUGAUCUGGGAACCGGUAAUCAGGUCAAAAUACCGUCAGAGGUGAUGAUCCCGGAAACGCGGGAGUUUGAAUUCGCUAAUCUGGGCUUUAUUUCUCUCUCUUACUACAAGAACCGGGAUUAUGCCUGCUUCUUCUCCGCCAACUCCGCCCAGAAACCGGCGCUGUACGAUACGCCGGAUGCGACAGCGAACAGCCGUAUUAAUGCCCGUCUUCCCUAUAUCUUCCUGCUGUCCCGCAUUGCGCAUUACCUGAAGAUCAUUCAGCGGGAAAAUAUCGGUACCACCAAAGAUCGCCGUCUGCUUGAGCUGGAGCUGAAUAACUGGAUCCGGGGACUGGUGACGGAGAUGACCGAUCCGGGCGAUGAGCUGCAGGCCUCGCAUCCGCUGCGUGACGGAAAAGUGGUGGUGGAAGAUAUCGAAGACAAUCCGGGAUUCUUCCGCGUGAAACUCUACGCCGUACCGCAUUUCCAGGUGGAAGGUAUGGAUGUCAGCCUGUCACUGGUUUCGCAGAUGCCGAAGGCAAAAGCGUAA
Cooperia oncophora is the source of this 1389-nucleotide messenger RNA. Lineage: Eukaryota; Metazoa; Nematoda; Chromadorea; Rhabditida; Trichostrongylidae. The record is from the annotation of a GenBank genome assembly.